Molecule: messenger RNA, 726 nt
Organism: Mesorhabditis spiculigera
Lineage: Eukaryota; Metazoa; Nematoda; Chromadorea; Rhabditida; Rhabditidae
Source: the annotation of a GenBank genome assembly
AUGGGCGGAAGGAGGAAUCGAGAGGACAGAAAUGCCGCACUCCGCGGACGUCGCGAGCGCACUUCCUUUAACCGGAUGCAGCUUGAACACCUUGAAAAUGUGUUCAAGCAAACGAAAUAUCCGGAUUUGUACAAGCGCGAGGAGCUGGCUCGUCAGAUACAGCUGCCGGAAGGACGGGCUCAAGUUAACACGCAGGUGGUCCAAGUGUGGUUCAAGAACCGCCGUGCCAAAGACCGAGCCGCCUCGAAGAAUGGGAUGAUGCUCACCGGCGAGCGUUGUCAGAGUCGGACUCAAUCCGGCUCUUCCAGCGCUGAUACUCCCCCGCCCGAGCCUAAGGUUUCCACGCCAAUCGAGUACAAGCCGAUGACGUUGCCACUACCCGGGACCGCCGAGUUUGAUAUGAGGAAUGAAGCAAAAUACGCAUCUCUUGGGCUGCAACCGGCCGCGUCGACUGCUGCGUACGUACCCACGCCGGAAAUGAAGUACGCAACGAUGGAAAAAGUCGCGAAGGAGGAGCCGAAGUUCGACAAAACCACAGUGGCGGCGACGACGACGUACAUUCCGGACAAAUACCAAGAGACAGCGAUGGCAGCUGACUACGCCUCAGCCUGGGCCUACAGCGGCCACACCAUCAACUACUCCUUCUACAACAACAUCUACUCCCCGUACGCGCAGUAUUACGCAGACCCGUACGCCCACUACGCCCAGGCCCCCGCACCGCCGUAU